Molecule: messenger RNA, 865 nt
Organism: Cantharellus anzutake
Lineage: Eukaryota; Fungi; Basidiomycota; Agaricomycetes; Cantharellales; Hydnaceae
Exons: 5
Coding region: 307-546 (79 amino acids)
Source: RefSeq, a predicted model, not a curated record
AAGACAUACAAGUGAAUAUGUAUCACAGCAAUCUGGGUUGAUCUCCGAGAGAUAGCCAGCACUAUGGAUCACAGUUUGUAGUGGUGUUUCGAAACUUUAUGAUGAAACCCACUCGCUGUUGCGUGAAGAGUGCCCUGUUUCACAGAUGAGUGGCGUCUCUAAAAAUGUUGCCUAAUCCGACGGAAUCGAGUCGUCACAUCCGUGAACAAAGAACGACGCUAGUUGACAACUCGUUGUGAGGGCAGCAAUACUGUCUUAUUCAUAAACCAAUUCUCGCGCUGAGUGUGAGAGACCAAGGUUCCACACAUGCCGCGCGUUUUCGCUUAUGUUUUUCUACAUUCCCAGUGUUGGCACAUCGUUGUUCUUACACUGUACACGAGAGACGCAGCUCUUGUCGCGUUGUUCAUCGUAUUGCAUUAUUGUGGCCGCCUCGCGCAUCCACCAAGGAGUUGUGAGCCCGUGCAUGGCCAGAGCGGGCUGCAUUAUGUCGUGGUCUGGAGUCUACCACAUCAUCUCUACCUCUUAAACAUAUAUUUAUCAGGUUGAAAAAGGCAGGUACUUUCAUGAUCUUCCUUUAGAAUAGGAAGUAUAUGAUUCAACUUCUAUCGAUUCAUUCAUUUGUGCCAAUGGUCGAACCUAGAUUCUCGUGUAGCGGUGUGACUCUCCAUGCACCCCUAAAGGCUAAAAGCGUCGUGUCCAUGCAUGGAUGACGUGAUGCACGGAUAUACUUAUUUUAUCGCACGCUAUAACCAGAGGGGGGGGUCGCACUCAGAAGCUUCACGUUACUCUCCUGCGUUCAUCCGUUACCACACUCAUAAACUCGGGUGCUCCUUUUUGGCAAUCCACAAGCCCCACUUUUCAGGUU